AUGUCUGACGCCGCCGCGGCCAAGCUCCUGCAGCAGCAGUUUAAGAAACUUAUGACGGAUCCUGUGGAGGGCUUUGCUCCCGAAAUCCCUGACGAUUCCAACCUCUACAACUGGCGCAUCUAUCUCGAGGGUCCCAAGGACACCAUGUACGAAGGUGGUGUGUUCCAGCUCAACAUGGCCUUCCCGCGAGACUACCCCAUGGCCCCUCCCGAGCUGCGCUUCAUCUCUGACUUCUGGCACCCGAAUGUGUUUGCCGACGGUAAGGUUUGCAUCUCCAUCCUUCACCCGCCUGGCGAGGACGAGAUGAGUGGCGAGCGGCCUGAGGAGCGCUGGUUGCCCACUCAAUCUGUGGCAACGAUCAUGCUCAGCGUAGUGUCCAUGCUCAAUGACCCCAACUUCUCCAGCCCUGCCAACGUCGACGCUUCGGUUCAGUGGCGAAAGGACAUGCCUGGGUACAAGAGAAAGAUCAAAGAGAUCAUCGCGAAAGCCAACGCAGAGUUUGAUGGACACAUCAAGAUCCCUCAUCCGGACACAAACGAGGAUGAAAGAGCGAAGGCGAUCGAAAGGAUCAAGGAACUGAACAAGCCCAUGGACUUGUACGACGAAUUCGAUGACUAUGGUGAUGAUGCAGAGGAGGAUUUCGAGGACGAUUUUGAAGAUGGCGAUGAUGAUGAUUUCGAGGAUGGAGACGAGGAGGACGAUGACGAAGGCAGCGACUAG
Molecule: messenger RNA, 720 nt
Organism: Acanthamoeba castellanii str. Neff
Lineage: Eukaryota; Discosea; Longamoebia; Acanthamoebidae
Product: Ubiquitinconjugating enzyme subfamily protein
Exons: 4
Coding region: 1-720 (239 amino acids)
Biological process (GO): ubiquitin-dependent protein catabolic process; protein polyubiquitination
Molecular function (GO): ubiquitin conjugating enzyme activity
Source: RefSeq, a predicted model, not a curated record